GAUUCUCUGGGGGCGGCCCUUAAAGCGGGAGCACCACCCCCACGAGGCCGCAAGCCCUCCGAGGCAGGUCGAGUACAACUCCACGAUCUGGUUUGUCCACGGCGGCGGAACCCCCCACUGGCGGCCCGUCCGAGCGAGCGAUCGGCCUCCGCCGCGAUCACCCAUGUGCCGGGGGAAUGUGCCCAGAGCAUCGAGACAAGGGGUGUGUGUGUCUUGCUUAUGACGUGUUGGGUGCGCAGCCACAUCCCUCUCAGCUCUUAGCAGUCCCACAACACAACACGGCGUUAACGCAGUCCCAGAGGCGGCAUUGUCUGGUCCCAUAGCCGCCUGCUGCUGCUGCCGGUCUUUCAGCCCCAGUCAACACCUCAUCGACCUCGUGCACAACCUCGUGAGCUCGCAAUGCGCGCCAGGCAGUGGCCAGUCGCGGCAGCAGCCGGGCGGCCCACCACCAGCAGCAGCAGCAGCAGCAGCAGCAGCAGCCGCCGCCGCAGCCUUCCGCCGCUGCCGUCGCUGCUGCUCCUGCUGGCGGCGGCAUCCCUCAUCGCCCUUGGCAGCUUGACGCCGGCUCUGGCAGUGGCGACAGCAGACACGGCAACAGACUCCACUGCUGCUGCCGCUACAGCCGCCGCUGACUCAGCCCCCGGGGACCUGAUGGAGUCAGUGGCGUCCUUCCAGGCAGGUGCUACUGCCGCCGCUGCUGCCCCUGAUGCCGCCGCCGCUACAGCCGACUCGGCCGCGGCUGACGGCGGCGGUGGCGCCUUUGUCGCGCGCGCUCCGCAGCAGGCGGCGGCGGCUGGCGUCAACACCAGCGCCUCCGUGCAGGGGCCGGACCCUGCCGCCAACCAGACCAUCACUCAGGAGUGUGCCGCCUACACCGCGGCCCCGGGUCGGCCCGGCGACACCAGCCUCACAGUGCGCAGUGCGGAUGGCAGCGCCGUCACCAGUGUGUUGCUGGUGGCCGACGACCUGGGCGGCCCCAACGGCACUGCCGGGGCGCGGCUGGGCGCGGUGGAGGUGCGGGACGUGGUGCUGCGCCACCCGCGGCUGGGCGGGCUGGUGAUGUCCCUGCUGUGGCUGCCCUACGACGACGACGCGGGCGCACUGGCCGCCGCCGCCGCCAGCCCCCGACUGCUGGACGAGGGCACAGGCGGCAACAGCAGCAGCGGUGUCAGUGUGGUGAUCAAGGAGGCGAGGCAGGGCGGCUCGGGGUCGGACCUGGCCGGCGCCUCCUUCUCCGACUCCGCCCCCGGGGGCGGCCCCAUGAGCUACUGGGCGGCGGCCGGUAACGCCAGCGCCAACUACACCCCCGCCACCCCCCUGUCCACAUUCGGGGCCCUGGGCACUCCCUCGCGCGGCCGCUGGGCCCUGGUGGUGGAGGACGUGCGGGCGGGGGCCAACGCCAGCCGUGUGUCUCCAGUGCUGCUGCAGUGGACGCUGGUGCUGUGCCCGCCGCUGGACUCGCCGCCGCCGACCUGGCUGACUCAACUCAUGCAGCAGCAGGCCGCCAACCCCGGAGCCGUGGGCCUACUGGGCGGCGGCAGCCUGCGCGGCGGGCUGGGGGCUGCGGGCGUGUUCGGGGCGGGCGGCGGCCUGUUUGGCGCGGGCGGCGGCGGCGGCCGACUGGGCGCCGCCUCCCCCGUCGCCACCCGCGCCACCGUCACCGCCACCACCGCCUUCAAGCCCUACAGCGCCCUGGCAGAUGAGGCGGUGGCCAGCGCGGUCCGCGGCUAUGCCAACUUCCAGACCCUGUUCGGCCUACCCUACCAGCCCAAGCCCCUCAUCAACCAGUGGCUGCCCUGGGUGGAGCUGCUGACGGGCGGCACGGACGCGACCAUACAGAACCGCGUGUGGCCCGGCAAGAUUGUGUACUACGCCCUGCAGACGGAGAUCACGUGAAUCGUGUAUCUGGUAUAACCAACGACAGGGCUCUCAAACGAGGGCUGCCGUGACCUGGCGUUUCCCCGGCAGAGCGCAACCAGCUCUGGAGUCCACAGGGCAACGCACUCCGACCCUUCACCGCGCCAGUAAUCCUUGCGGAAUUACUACCGGUGUAACAACCUCAGACC
Chlamydomonas reinhardtii is the source of this 2066-nucleotide messenger RNA. RefSeq lists its product as uncharacterized. NCBI's taxonomy places the organism in Eukaryota, Viridiplantae, Chlorophyta, Chlorophyceae, Chlamydomonadales, Chlamydomonadaceae. Bases 400 to 1896 code for a protein of 498 amino acids. The record is from RefSeq and is a predicted model, not a curated record. The transcript is spliced from 14 exons.